AUGGCGGCGGGGGAGGAGUGGUGCAUAGGUGGUGACUUUAACACGGUGUUGUUUGAGGAGGAAAGGAUAGGGAAGAGUAUUGGUAGUAAUGGUAGGGAUAGUGCUAAUUUUUACAACUUUGUGGAAGAUAUGGCAUUCAUUGACCUUCCUUGUGUUGGAGGGAGAUUCACUUGGUUCAGCGGAAACAGUUGCGUUAUGAGCAGGUUGGACCGGUUUUUGAUCACGGAGGCUGUUGAGGCUAGAAGUUUAGCAGCUGACGAUAUGUGGAAGAAGAUGGAGAUGAAAGAGUGUUUUCAUAGAGUGAAGUUAGGUCAGAAUUGGCUUAAGGAAGGUGACCUUAAUUCUAUGUUUUUCCAUAACUCUUUAAAGGAGAGGGUCCAUAGGAAUUCCUUCAGCUUGUUGGAAACGCCUAAUGGUAGGGUGGAAGGUGUUUCGGAGGAUUCCGGCAGAUCCAUACCGGUCCCUGAUAGUAUCAGGUUCAACAGGUUAGAGGUAGAUGCAGUAGUUAGGUUGGAGCAUCCUUUUGAGGAAGGAGAGAUAAAAGCUGCGGUUUGGGAUUGCGAUGGGUGUAAAACUCAUGGGCCUAAUGGUUAUUCUUUGGCCUUUUUCAAGAAUCAUUGGGAAUUAUUGAAAGAGGAUAUCCUAAACUUUGUUGCUGAUUUUCAUUCGAAGGCGAUAUUAACCAAGUCAUGUACUUCCACCAUUAUCACUCUUGUACCGAAAGUGAUGAACCCUAAAUCUCUUUCGGAGUACCGGCCAAUUUGCCUCGUAGGAAGUCUCCAAAAAAUUAUAUCAAAGCUUCUUGUAGGAAGGCUUAAGGAGGUCAUUGAUAGUUUGAUAUAA
Messenger RNA from Vicia villosa (hairy vetch), 843 nucleotides. RefSeq lists its product as uncharacterized. The transcript has 3 exons. The record is from RefSeq and is a predicted model, not a curated record. Lineage: Eukaryota; Viridiplantae; Streptophyta; Magnoliopsida; Fabales; Fabaceae. The coding region runs from base 1 to 843 and encodes 280 amino acids.